Colletotrichum acutatum is the source of this 1511-nucleotide messenger RNA. RefSeq lists its product as uncharacterized. The transcript is spliced from 6 exons. NCBI's taxonomy places the organism in Eukaryota, Fungi, Ascomycota, Sordariomycetes, Glomerellales, Glomerellaceae. The coding region runs from base 255 to 1511 and encodes 418 amino acids. The record is from RefSeq and is a predicted model, not a curated record.
AAGACAGCAUAAAUUUUUGUUCGAAACCUAAGGAGGAACGUCGUUCAUGCAGGGCCUGUUUCCGGGUGCAUAAGAUAGCAUUAUCCAAAGAAUGUGCGAGGCCGGCUCAUGUUGAGAUCACCUCAAAGGCACCAACACGCGCACCGACUCUUGAGAGAUGAGGUUCAGGAUCGUUUGAGAGCAUCACGAGAAUUAAGAAAGUAAUAAUGACGUUUCGCAGCUUCCAGUAGUAAUGACUUGACGUUUCACAAAGGAUGAUCUCCCGCGAUAACCGCAAUCUCACAGCAGAAUGCAUGAUUAGUGCCUGGGCCAUCAUAAUAUGCCACGAUGAUCCCAAUGUUAAAAGCUUUCCAGACCAGUGUCCUACUGCCCAGAGAUGCCUGUAUCCCACGUGUCGAGACUGCCGUGAUAACACAUCGAGACGGUCCGGCCCCGUCAGGAGUCUGGUGACAGUGGUUUGGGCGGUCAACCUUACGGCUUUCGUUCUCGUCGGAAUAAUAGUGCCUUUACGGGUUAUCGUUCGCUGCACUGUGACUCGAAAUUUCUUCAGCGACGACGUACUCGUUAUCAUUGCUGCUCUCUUCACCUUUGCGGUAUGCGCGCUGCUUCCCAUCGCGACCGACCUUGGACUUGGUCAGCACUCUUGGAAUCUCGAUGCUGAAUUUCUUCCUGAUAACACCAAGAGCUUACUUCAGCUCAUUUUCAUUGCCAAUACUUUAUACCCUUGCGCAAUCGCGUUCACUCGUCUCUCAGCCAUCAGUUCUUUUCUCAGACUCAUGACACAUAAAAGCGCUCGCUGGAUCAUGUACGGCGCGACGGUCGUUACCGGAGGGUUUGGCUUGGCGUCCGUAUUCGCCGUCAUCUUUCAAUGCAAGCCCAUCACGGCCGCAUGGGACUUGUCAACCAGCAGCGCUACUUGCUACCCUUUCAUCGACUUCCUCCAUGCCAGCGCAGCGUUGAACAUUGCAAUCGACAUGCUGCUAUGCACUCUGCCGCUGCCGUAUAUCUGGAACAUGAAAAUGACAACGGGCAUAAAAGUUCUGCUCACGAUCCUCUUUAGCUUUUCUGGACUCUCAUGCGCUGCGGCGAUCCUCAAGCUUGUCAAUCUAGAGCCUCUCAGCGAUUCUGACGUAACUUACAACUGGGUCUCCUGGGUGCUCUGUUCCAUUGCAGAGUGUACCAUCGGUAUCGCCUGCAUGUCAAUACCGCCGAUUACUCCUCUCUUCACCAAGUGCUCCCGCAACAAGCCGCCAACGCCUCGAAAGGAGAGAAGCAAGUCUUUGCGAUAUACGUUGUUUGCUGAAAAGCCAACCUUUAGCCGCGCCGUAGCACCACGAGUCAUAAGACCGAUGGCGACACCGUGGAAGGAUCGACCGCUCGAAAGGACCGUCAACCCGGACUUCAAGCCAGAGUUCCACUGGCUCAGACUAGAGCAGCAAGAGUAUGGACAAUGUUGGGAUAGGACGCCUCAGUCUACCAAGGCAGAUCAGGUUCUUGGGAUUGCGUUAUAG